CAACAACAACAACAACAAAUACAACACCAGCAGCAACAUCAACAUCUACAGCAACAACAAUAUCAGUUGCACCAGCAUCAUGGUGUACAACAGCAGCAACAACAAUAUCAAUUGCAUGUUCAACAACAGCAACAACAACAACAGCAGCAUCAGCAUCAGCAUCAUCAACAACGUACAUGUGCCAUAUCGAUACCAAAUCCAAUUGAGAAGUCCCAGAAUUUUCAAUUCUUCAUCGCAUGAACAUUUUUCCUAAACACAAAAAGCUUUAAAAUUACC
Molecule: messenger RNA, 276 nt
Organism: Teleopsis dalmanni
Lineage: Eukaryota; Metazoa; Arthropoda; Insecta; Diptera; Diopsidae
Product: AT-rich binding protein-like
Exons: 1
Source: RefSeq, a predicted model, not a curated record